This is a messenger RNA of [Candida] anglica, 873 nucleotides long. NCBI's taxonomy places the organism in Eukaryota, Fungi, Ascomycota, Pichiomycetes, Serinales, Debaryomycetaceae. The record is from the annotation of a GenBank genome assembly.
AUGGCGGCGAUAUUAGAGGUUUUAAUCCUCACCGUCAUUAUGGGAGGAACCUCCUUCCUUGCCGGUCUCUUGCCCUUGAUGGUGACAUUACUGGCUCACAAGAUAUCAAUUGCUUCUCUUUUAAGUAUGGGGAUACUUGUGUCCACCUCUUUGGUGAUUGUAAUUCCGGAAGGAAUUGAAACGGUUUUAGACGAUGAUCUGUCUCCGGUAAACACGUAUGCCAUUGGAGUAUUCCUACUUGCUGGCUUCUUGACAAUGUACCUUUUGGAUCAUUUGGGCAGUAUAUCCGUUCUCAAGGGCUAUUAUCAUGUGUUCAACCGCCAUUCGUCAGAUGCUGACCUUGUAUCAUUUUCAACUGUAGUGUCGUCCAUCUUGCUGUCGCUGACAACCACCGGACUUGUAAUACAUGCAUUGGUAGACGGUAUAUCUCUUGGCUCUUCUUUCAUCAAAAUUAGCAAUUUCCAUUUGGUGAUCUUUUUCAGUAUAAUUAUCCACAAAGUUCCAACUUGUUUCAGUCUUACUACAAUUUUAAUUAAGGAGAAUUAUAACUUUUCUCUUAUAAAAUAUCAUCUGGCAGUUUUCGCUUUAACAUCUCCAAUUACUGCAAUUAUUACUUAUUUGAUCCUUAGCUUUGGUUCAAUUGGCGCACGAACUGUGGGGUAUAUGCUCUUGUAUAGUGCUGGGACUUUUCUUUACGUAGUCAUUCAUGUGAUGACAGAGACAUCUUCAAAUGACACUAAUCCAUUACCUCUCUCACAAGAGAGUGAAUCGACCAUCUAUCAGCAAGAGAGUAUGUCAACAGAAGAAUUUUUAGCAUCUAUAAUUGGUAUGUCUAUCCCAGUGAUAAUAGGAGGACUCUUUGGUGACCAUUGA